This is a messenger RNA of Pollicipes pollicipes, 1932 nucleotides long. RefSeq names its product BLOC-1-related complex subunit 5. Lineage: Eukaryota; Metazoa; Arthropoda; Thecostraca; Pollicipedomorpha; Pollicipedidae. Gene Ontology annotation, cellular component: BORC complex; cytoplasmic side of lysosomal membrane; synaptic vesicle membrane. Bases 279 to 998 code for a protein of 239 amino acids. The record is from RefSeq and is a predicted model, not a curated record. The transcript is spliced from 6 exons. Gene Ontology annotation, biological process: positive regulation of anterograde synaptic vesicle transport; organelle transport along microtubule; lysosome localization.
AUACAUUACGGCAUAACAAACGCAGCAUAUUGGCGGUAUUGGUAUGCAUUAGUUUGGUUGGGGUUGUCCGGGUUUUUGAUAUAUGCCAGAGAAUGCGGAAUCGCGAUAAUUUAGAAAUUGUCGUCUGUUGAAAUGAAGGUAUGAUGGAUGUCAUCAAAACCGAAGCUAUCAGCCCAUAACAACGUAGCUGAGUAUCAGCGGGAGGUGAAGUUGCCGUCCGUCGGCGGCGCCGUCUGUGGACAGAGCGGAGCGGGGCGGACGCGUAAGGGCGCACGGCCAUGGGCUCGGAGCACAGCACGGCCGGCGCCGGCCGAGCGGAGCGGGAGCGGGAGCGGGCGCGCCCGGCGGGCACGCCCGUCUCGCCGCAGAACAGCGUCUGCUCCGACGCCGAGGUGCCGUACGUCUCGUACACGCAGAACCUGCCCAUCGGCGACGCUGACUCGCCGCGGCCGGGCGGCCGCCGGCUGCGCCCCGGUCGGCCGGGCCGCUCCAAACAGGCCCCGCUGCUGCCCAAGGAGAUCGUAGUGGUGAAGGCGGCCGAGGCGGCGUCCGCCGCCGGCUCCGACGAGGACCCCGACCUGCGCCGCCUCAGGCUGAUCCCGCACUUCCUGCCGGUGAUGAGGGGCGCCCUGACACUGCCGGGCUCGCGCGACCCGGACGUGCUGGACCGGCUCGACUCGGCCGCCGUCCGCCAGAUGGCCGGCCGACUGCAGCGCCACCUGGCCACCAGCGCCGAGCGCACCGCCGCCCGCCAGGCCGAGGUCACCGCCAAGGUCGCCCAGCUGGACCAGCAGUCGGUGGCGCUGCUGUCGACGGUGACAGAGCGCCAGCGGGCGUUCGCGCGCCACGCCGAGCGGCUGCAGAAGGUGGGCGAGGUGUCGCACGCCGUGCAGCGCUGCCACCUGCUGCUCGACGACACCGUGCGACAGCUGCGCGAGCUCAACCAGCAGCUGCCCGAGGAGCAGCGGCUGCAGCCGCUCGCCCUGGCCUCCGACUGAUCGGCGACGCGCCGCCAGCCGGCUCGGAGAAGUGUCAGCGGUUUCGGAGAACUGAGGGCUAUCGCGGUGAAACACAUGCCGUCUCGGAGAACGCCCGGCUGUCUCGCAGCUGCCUGUGAGAAGGCCUCAGUCGGCCUGCCGGCUCCGGCCGACGGUCCGGCGAGCGGCGCGCUCAGCGGCUCGCGCCGGCCGACGACCGACAGCCCCGCGCUGACGGCCGAGCCAGCGACGGCGCGAGAGCGUCCUGCCCGCCAUCCGUCGAGGGCCCGUCGGGGCGCACGGGGGUCUGACCGGACUCCGCCUUGAGACCCGUGGCGCGCGGCACGGGUCGGUGCCGCCGCAGGCUGGCGUCCAGGUGUGCGGCGGCGUCGCCUCGUCACGGACCGGGCCAGGGGUCGCUAGUGUGCCACGUCAUUAGCUGGAGUGGCGGACUUGUGUCACACCGCAAUACGGAACGAUGCGUCGAAUGUUUACGAUGUUCACUGUACUGAAAUGUUUGUUAUAUUGCUGUGGAAAGGAAACCGUGCCGCGUGGUUGAUUGCGAAAUGCGUUAUUCAUGCGUUAUGCCUGUGGCACGAUUACUGGUGGGAAUACCUAAACCGAUUUACUUUAUGGAGUUGUCCGUGUUUGACGCAGUGCCGGCAUGCAUGUCAUUCCACGUCCGACGCUUGUCUCAAGGUAAGCUGAAUGAGACAAAGUCUGAGUGUCACAAAUAGCGCUAACUGAAGUGCAGUCUUUCACUCUGGCGUCGUACUGCCUGGUUCAAUCGAAACGCUCCGCUGUUUAUGGACGACCGUGGCAUAUUGCCGCCCGGUUUCCACAGAGUUUUUAUCCCAAUGUUUGUGUGUUUUGUUCUGCGUGUCCAGGCUACUCCUGGUCCGUCACAUGUCGCUAUCUGUAUGUCAUGGGGAUAUCCAUUGAAUAAACCAAUUCG